Molecule: messenger RNA, 805 nt
Organism: Paramecium pentaurelia
Lineage: Eukaryota; Ciliophora; Oligohymenophorea; Peniculida; Parameciidae
Source: the annotation of a GenBank genome assembly
GUAAUGAAAGGAAGAAAUAUACAAGUUUUUGUAGUUUUCUCUAUUUUGAUUUAUGCUUCAAACUCAUUAGAAGCUACAACCUAUAUGUAUAUCCUUGCUUAAGAAUGGGUUGGAUCUGUUUGCAAGGUUGAACCAAGUUGUCCAUAUAUGGGAAAAUAUGAUGGACAACGUUGGAAUAUGCAUGGUUUAUGGCCUAAUACUUAACUAACCUCAUCUUGUGGAUCAAUCCAAUAUUGCAGAACAGAUCCAUAUGAUUCUUCUAAAAUAUAUAAAAAUACUAAGGAUUUAUUAGAUGUUGUUUGGAAUGGCUUAUAUUCAGACACUGAAACUUUUAGAGGGUAUAUAUAUAAAUAUAUAUUAUAUGAAGAUAUGAAUGGGAAAAACAUGGUACAUGCUAUCCUGGAGAAGUUUCAUAGAAUUAUUUCUUUUAGACAGCAGCAGGAUUAGCAUAAAAAUACAACUAUUAUUCAAUUUUGGCUAAAGCUGGAAUUUAUCCUGACAAUAGUAGAUAAUUAUUUGAAUCAGAUAUAAGAAAUGCCUUUGCAGCAGUUUUAGGUACAAAUGUUAAAAUUACCUUUUCUUGUUUUAAAGAUUGUAUUUAUUAAUUUAAUUGUUCAUAGAAGUGACUGGGAAAUUUUUAUUAGGAUAAUUAAAAAUUUGUUUUGAUGAGUAAUUAUAAAUUAGAACUUGUAAUUGUAAAUUGAAUGAUGAAGAGAAUGAUAUAGAUGAACAAUAGAAUGAUUCAUAAUUUUAAGCUUAACCAUUAGUUUCAUGUGGUUCUGUAUUCUACUAUCCAGAGUUGUGA